AUGGCUUCCUCACAUCCCCCAAACGGAGAAGACGAAUCUUUAGAAGAUGAGCCCGCUCUCCUAGACGCCGCAGAAGCGGCAGAAGAGAUACCCUCGGACCUCGACGAACACAUGGAUUCCGACCCCGACGAUGACCCCCAAGAAGCCGAAAUCCAGCUCCAAAACGACUCAAAAGCCCACUUCGACUUGCAUACCGAUUCCAUCUUCACGAUAGCCCAACAUCCUCUUGAUCCCUCUAUAAUAGCCACUGGCGGAGGCGAUGACACUACUUACGUCUUCUCCGCCGAACUCCCCUCUCCUGUCCUCCCUACAUCCUACGAAUCCAAUCCUUCGGCUGGCCGUCCCUCCUUGCAGCCCAUCGCCAAACUUACAGGCCAUACGGACAGCAUCAAUGCGCUAGUAUUCACGUUACCAAAUGGCGACUAUCUCCUCAGUGGGGGCCUCGACGGCCGUCUGCGCGCCCAUAGCACGAAAACCCAGUCGUACCCUCUAGUCGCAGAAGCGCAAGAAGUGCCCGAGAUCAACUUUCUCGUACCUUGUCCAAACCCUUCAUAUCCAAAUACUAUUGCUCUAGGCGCUUCAGAUGGCAGUGUCUGGGUCUACACGAUCGAUGCAACGGAUGAAGGAGCCCCACUGCAAGUAAUACAGGCAUACUACUUACAUACGGAGUCAUGUACCGCUGGAGCGUGGACACCGGAUGGGAAAAUGCUUGCAACAGUCAGCGAAGAUGGAAGCCUCUACGUUUGGGACGUUUUUGGGGAGGCCUCCGCCGCUGGCGCUGUAGGGAGCGCAGGGAGCCAGGCCGUGGUUGGCUUGACGACGGAAGACCAGAGAUUCGCAGUCGAAGGAGGCUUAUUCAGCGUUGCCGUUGCGCCAGGAGGUGCCUUUGCUGUGGUCGGUGGAGCAGGAGGAAUGAUAAGAGUUGUUGGUCUACCACGGCUCGCUGCCACGCCGGCGUCGGCUACGCAAGGCAUGAAAGGUGGAGGCUCCAAAAACAAGAGUGGAGGAGGUAGGAAAGCUGGUGGUACUGAGGGCGCAAGCUCAGGACAGGCAGGGCAAAUACUUGCGAGUCUCCAAGCACAAGGAGAUUCAGUGGAGACACUUGCUUUCAGCGCACCACCACUUACUCUACUCGCAGCCGGAAGUGUGGAUGGGGACAUCAUGCUCCUCGACACUGCGCAUCGGUUUGCCGCAAGACGGCACAUACGGGAAGCGCAUGAGGGAUUCGCGGUUGUGAAAGUUGAAUUCGUGCCUGGUUCUACGGGAUAUCUACUCACGAGCUGUGGGCUUGACGGAGUGGUGAGGAGGUGGGAUACAAGAGGUGGAACAGCGGCGAGUGGACAGGGGCUUGUUGAAGAGUGGAGAGGUCACAGAGGAGAAGGGGAGGGUGGAGGGGUGCUGGGUUUUAUGCAAGGAGGAGGGAAGAGGAUUGUGACGGCUGGGGAUGAUGGUGUGAGCUUAAUCUUCGAGACGACCACCUAG
Letharia columbiana is the source of this 1482-nucleotide messenger RNA. RefSeq lists its product as uncharacterized. NCBI's taxonomy places the organism in Eukaryota, Fungi, Ascomycota, Lecanoromycetes, Lecanorales, Parmeliaceae. The transcript has a single exon. Gene Ontology annotation, molecular function: protein binding. The record is from RefSeq and is a predicted model, not a curated record. The coding region runs from base 1 to 1482 and encodes 493 amino acids.